AAGUGGGAAUCAACUCCUUUUUUAAUUUAGUUGUUAAUCUCUGUAGUCAUUUAGAUCCCUUUUCUGAUAAUGAGGUUAUUUACAGGAAUUUACUACUCUGUCCCUUCUGGCAGAAAAUUCCAUAGUUCCGCUUCUGUCAGCAUAAUUUAUUGUUGGGUUUUGUUCCCUGGUCAGAGCUUGAGCAAUAUUUCAUCAACAUUGGUGUAUAAAUCAUACAUUUAGUGGGCUAGACUGGGGAAGAAUAAAUAGAAGUAUUGUCAUUCCAAGCAUAGUGAGUCAGAAAUAGUUCCUUCUCAUACACACCUAAUGACGGAAUUCCAUUCCUGCCUGGCUAGGUCACCGAGAUGAAACCUCUGCAGACUCCGCCCCCCCCUCAGGAGUGGCCCUACCUUCUUUCUUCUGUCAGAGCUGUGGGGCCGCACCUUUAUGCACUAUGAGAGCGGAAGACUGACCAUUGGAAUGCAAUCGCUUGCGGAGGAAAGAUGACAGACGUGCAAGAGCCACAGACCUCGUUGCUCUCUGUUGAGCAGCCCUUGACAAAUGGAUCAGCGAGUAAUGAGGUGCGCGUCUCCAUUGUGGAUGGGCCCCAACUCAAUCACAAAAACUCAGGGACCUCCUCUUCAAGACGGCCCAAUCACAACCGGCUAAAAUUCUCCUGCAGCCCGCGUCGCCUGGCAAUCAUAAGCAUUGUGUGUGGCUACUCCUGUGUGGGCAUCAAAGCCUUACUCCUGGCUGUCAAGGCAGAACGUGAAGGAGACCAGCAGCAGAAAAGACAUCUCUCUAGAAGAUCUCGAUGCCUUUCUGCCCUCAGCAUCAGCCUAUGUGUGGGAACCCUCAUGCUUUUGCCUCUUCUGCUCAUCUUGUUGUCCUAUCUACUGGCCGUGGCUGAAUGAACCACCGACGAGCCGCCUAUUUAUUAACUUCUUAUCUAUUUAAACUAUGCUUGCGUGUAUAUAGAGAUACGUGUAUAUCAGAAAGGGAACUAUGAACUUCACAGAACCACACAUUGCCGGCCUGCCCAAUACGGUUUCAAAAAUGUGGCAACUGAAGGCUCCUUGGGGGCACAUUGGGAGAAUGGCAGAAUGUUGCAAUUUGUAGCACUUGUCAAUAUUGCCAGUUUCUGGCUUUAAAGUAUGUAAUAUGCUUUGUUGUAUGUAUAAGGUUUGGGGAAAUGGUGACGUCACAAUGGAGCAAGUGGCUGGGCUGCAGGCCUUCUACUCAACUCUACAAACUAUGGGGGUGUUAACAAAAACUCGAUUUUUUUCGGUUAGGGUUUUUUUGACUCAGAAAACCCAGAUUUAUUACUCAACAAAACCGCGGCAAUUCAGAAUCCGAAAACGCGCCAUCUACAACCUGUCGAGAUCAUGUAGAAGUCAAUGGGAGAUGUCUCUUUUACAGCUGGAAGGUCUUUCUUUCUCUUGGGGUUUUUUUUAUGUUUUUUUUUACGCGGUUUUCUGCAAUUCAUGGAAAUUAGUUUGAAACCCCCCCCUCCCAGAAAAAAACGAGUUUUAGUCAAUCCCCCCCAUAUGUGCAUGUAUAUAACUUUAGAACUAGUGUAUAUAACUGUGUACAAAUAAUUUGUAUUUUAUAUUUUUACAUACAUUCGGGAGUUUAUAUGGCUAUAUUUUUUAAUGAAGGAAGGAUGUAAAUAAAAGGGUAUCCCCUCCAGCUCCUGUAAAACUACAAUUCCCAGCAUCCUCUAGGAGCAGCUGAUAGGGAGAAUGUUGGAUGAUCUGAUGUUAUUUGGGGGAUUUGUGUUUUGGUCAUGUGCAUUAGAAACAGGGUUGGGCUGGGCCGCCGGGACACCAGGAAAAAUCCCAGUGGGCCCCGGCGGCCCCCAGACCCAACCCUUGCUGGCACUCCCCCUGCCCGACCGUUCCUCCCCUGAUGUGUUACAUUUACGCAUGCUCGGUGGAGGACGUUGGUGGGGGCCCCUCGGGGGGGGGGGGAGUUAGGGGAUGCGGCCGGCGGGGGCACCUGCAGGGCCCCUGGGGCGGGAGCUGCGUUGGGCCCUUCACCCCCCAGUCCGACCCUGGUUAUAAACGCCUUGGGCUCAGCCCUGCCUUGAUGUAAUCAAAGCAGGGGCUAUGUUCCAGGCCCAGACUGGCAAUCUGUGGGUUCUGGCAAAUGCCAGAGGGGCUGCUGUAAGAUGCCAUAGUCACUCACUAUUUAUUGGGCUCAUAGGGGGGCUGUUUGGGCCUCUGUGUACUUGAAAUGCCAGGCCAGGCCUGCCAUGUUGCUUGCACUUGUAAUAAGAAGUGCAAAAUUUGCCUGGGUGCUAGUAACCCAUAGCAACCAAUCAGCAGCAAGCAUUUACAAGCCUGCUGUUUGAAAGCAUAUAUCUGAUUGGUCGCUAUGGGUUACUAGACCUGGAAGGAACUUCAUUCCAAUGCCCUUAAGGGUGUGUGUAUUUAUAACUGUGCGGGAGUACAUGCAUAUAUGUUUGCUGUGUGUGUGCUAGGCGUGUGUGUAUGUGUGUGAGAGAGUGUGUGAGUCUGCUGGGCGUUUGUUCAGUAGUGUUUAUUUGUAUUGGGUAAUUUCCCCCCCCCCCCGCGCAAUAUGGGAGAUAUAUGCUUAGGGCUGAAUCGUCUGAUAUGGAGGUAGAAACAAUAGGAAUUCUACCUCCUUCUGCCGAUUCAGCCCUGAGCAUGGAUUUUGCUUGGGCGCCUUCACAAGGUUUCAUAUGAUAUAAUCGGUGCGUGUAUGGCCGGCUUAAUGCUGCCUUUUUUUUUAAAAAAAAACACGAUUUUUUUGUAGUUUUUUUUUUUACUAAAUUUUUAUUUUUUUUCUAAAUGUACAUUUCCAUGGUUAAAACAAAAAAAAUCACAGUCUGCACAUAACCAUACACCUACUCAUGUCUGUCUGUAAAAAAAAUAUAUGUAUAUACAGUAUAUGUGUGUAUAUUUUAUUAUUUUGAUAUAAAGCAUAUCUUUUUUGCUAAA
Xenopus tropicalis (tropical clawed frog) is the source of this 2942-nucleotide messenger RNA. It is a transcript of the gene tmem265, whose product is annotated as transmembrane protein 265. Lineage: Eukaryota; Metazoa; Chordata; Amphibia; Anura; Pipidae. The transcript has 3 exons. The record is from RefSeq and is a predicted model, not a curated record. The coding region runs from base 483 to 893 and encodes 136 amino acids.